Molecule: messenger RNA, 2463 nt
Organism: Annulohypoxylon truncatum
Lineage: Eukaryota; Fungi; Ascomycota; Sordariomycetes; Xylariales; Hypoxylaceae
Exons: 3
Coding region: 676-1869 (397 amino acids)
Molecular function (GO): RNA binding
Source: RefSeq, a predicted model, not a curated record
GGUUGCGUGAGGCGUUGCAUCUGCAUACCUUCUUGUGCACCCGCCGUUACUACCCACAUACCGCCGACAAGCAACACUGUAGAAAAACCAAAGUGAACGUCAAGUCUUGGUCUCUUCCGGUCGGUGACUCUUCUCAAUCCUUUUUAGGUUGCGAAGUGAUCAUCCCCUGUUGCGCGCGUCUUCGUCUAGAAUCGCAUUGUAUCGGCGUCACGUUUCGAGAUCGAGUUCCAUUUCGAGGAUUCUCUAUUCCACAUCUUUGCGUCGUUACGUCUCCUAAUCGUCGUUGCGCAUUUUUGCCUACUAUUUACUACGAUAACAAACAACACCGAUAGAUUCGUCAACUACAAGCGCGCGAUCGUGAAUUCAGUAAAAGCUUGGGACAACAGGAUCAAAUAUCCAAUACCCCGCCUCGUUAUUUACCACCUCAUCUUUUUUUGUUCUCGAGCCGAACUGAACGAAGCUACGACAACUCCUUAACAAGAAUUGACAAUCUUCCGAUUUUUUUAUUCAGAACACCGCAACCGCUAGACCCCUCUUUUUUCGCACAUCGACCUUUUUUUUCUUCUUACCUACCUAAUUCUUCGCGUCUUCGGCAACAAUCUUAUUUUUUGUACGACGGUCGCAUUUCGUCUUCUAGCUACAAACAACAAUCCUUUGCUCAACAAUUCAUUCACCAUGGCCGACACUCCAGCUGCUUCACAGCUACCCCCGCCGCCUCAGCCGAAUGCAGGUGCGCCGGGGUUUGAUGGCCAGAACGGACAGGCCAACCCGGCUCACAUGCCGCCGCCUCCCCUCCACAUCCCACCCAACACGAACCCUAUCCCUACCGCCAUCACCUCUCCCAUGUCGGCCGUCGAUAAGGGUUCCGUGAUGUCGCCGAGCAGUGGAGGUCCUUUCCCGCGUCGUGCUGCGCCCGAACCUAACAAGCGCGCCCUGUAUGUCGGCGGCCUUGACCCUCGUGUUACGGAAGAUGUUUUGCGACAAAUCUUCGAGACUACUGGUCACGUUCAAAACGUGAAAAUCAUUCCGGAUAAGAACCAGAAGGGUUAUAACUAUGGUUUCGUUGAAUAUGAUGAUCCCGGCGCAGCGGAGCGUGCUAUGCAAACGCUCAAUGGUCGACGUGUUCAUCAAGCUGAGAUCCGCGUCAACUGGGCUUACCAGUCCAACACAACGAACAAGGAGGACACAUCGAGCCACUUCCAUAUCUUCGUGGGUGAUUUAUCCAACGAAGUCAAUGACGAAGUUCUGCUACAGGCCUUCUCCGCCUUUGGUACCAUCUCGGAAGCUCGUGUCAUGUGGGAUAUGAAGACUGGUCGUUCUCGUGGAUACGGCUUCGUCGCCUUCCGAGACCGCGCAGAUGCUGAGAAGGCGUUGAGUUCCAUGGACGGAGAGUGGUUGGGCUCACGCGCCAUUCGUUGCAACUGGGCCAACCAAAAGGGGCAGCCUUCAAUGGCUCAACAGCAGGCGAUGCAGGCUAUGGGCAUGACGCCUACUACCCCCUAUGGUCACCACCACUUCCCAACUCACGGCAUCCAGAGCUACGACAUGAUCGUCAACCAGACCCCCGCUUGGCAGACCACUUGCUACGUUGGCAACCUAACCCCCUACACUACUCAGAACGAUGUUGUUCCUCUUUUCCAGAACUUUGGUUACGUGACAGAAUCGCGCUUCCAAGCCGACCGUGGAUUUGCGUUCAUUAAGAUGGACACCCACGAGAACGCAGCGAUGGCCAUUUGUCAACUAAACGGAUACAACGUGAACGGACGACCUCUGAAGUGCAGCGUAAGUAGAACCCAGACCGAUCAGUUUGAAUUAGGAGAAAGUAUUGAUAUUAACAAUACGAUAGUGGGGCAAGGACAAGACCCCUAACGCUCAGGGCGGGUUCGACCCUUCGCAGCAAGCGUUCAGUCCUCAGAGCGCCCAAGCAUCUGCGUACCCCGGCACGCCCUCGACUUACUUCCCACAGUAUGGAGGUUAGUAAUUAUAUCUCGGGCGUUUCUACAUUAUCAGCGUGCUCACUUCUUUCUAGGUCAGUUUAGCGGUCAGCAACAGGCUUAUGGUGGCCCUCCGGCUCAGUCUCCUGCUGGCUACGGGGCCCAACCGAUGGGUUACGGUGGUCCGCCAAGUGCCGGAGGCUACGGUCGUGGCCAGCAGCCGCCCAACCAGCCGUGGACCCAGCCGCCGCCGGCGCAAGGCUUUCAAAGCGGUUAUCCUAGCUACCAGGGUUAGCAGACCACGGUCAGUAAGGGUAGUGGCAGGGACAACGGUCGUCGAGGACGUCGAGGACGCUGAUUUCUUUGGUGGAACAUUUGGUUGUACGGAGGUCCUCCGAACGCGUGCACUAGGUGUACGCUUGGUCCUGGUUUAGUCGCUUUCGAUUGAUUGAGCUCACACAUGGUGAGCAUAGGCAUCCCUAGGUAUUUUCGAUGGGGGUAUGCUACCCAUCUGCCAUGGGAUUUUUUU